AUGCCUACCGCAGUGCCGUCGCCCUUCCCCUCCUUUUCUUCGACCAUUAUCGCCGGUGCCACUGCCACUACUACCACUUCUUCUAGUCCUCAGGGCUCUUCUAAGAGCUCUGUUGCCUCAGCAGACACCAGCAUGACCUCCAUCGGCUCCGGAGGUGCUGGUGGUAGUGGCAGUAAUGGUGGUGCUGGCGGAAAGCGGGUCUUGAAGCAUCUCGACGAGUUGAAAUUGAAAAUAGAUGCUGAGAAGCCAAAACCCUCUCUCUCGAUUGGAGCGCUGUUGAUGCUUGCCCAGCGCCGGUUCAAAGCCGCCCUCAUGAACAUCGAAUUCCAACGGUUGGACCUUGCAUAUGUCGACUUCAACGUCUCCAUGGACAUUCUCAUCAAUGUCAUCCCCCACCAUCGCGAGUUCCCCACGUGGAUCAAUCGCAACCUCAACAACAACGUCACCGAGUUCAAGGCUCUCAAACAGGAUAUGAAGAAACACCUAGACCGGAUGGAUAACAUAAAGCGAAUCAUCUCUGAAGACAACAUCAAAAACAAUACACAACCUCCUGUCGAAAACAAUAUACCCUCUUCUCCUCCUCUUCGUAUUGCAACCACUACAAAGGAUUCCCCUCCGACUCAGGACGCAGCAGGAGCAGCAGCAGCAGUAGUAACAGGAGCAGCUAUGGCAUCCAACGGACAUUCUGCCGCUAUAUCGAUAAAACAGCCCCCACCCCGUCCUGCUAAACCGAAAGAUCUCAAAAACUAUCAUCACGACGCAAGAAAGUCGACAGACAGACCACCAUCCCGAGGACUUCCCAUCAUCACGACUACCGCAACAUCGGUUUCGAGGUCAUCCCAUGAUCUUCUGAAGGAACGUUUUGAGAAACUCAGGGACUCAGCCAAUGGCCCUCCGUCCAGUCAUUCUCGAAUAUCAAUAGCGGACCCAGCGGGCAUGCGUCGACGUCUCCCUAGCAUACCUGGCAUGCCUAGCGUAUCAACCGACGAAUCCUCACUUCCUCGACCACCUUCACCAACUUACUCACCGGUACGACAGUAUCCUGACGGUUCAUCAUAUUUCCCUGUCCCUGGAGACUCGCAGGCUAGGCCCCUUGUUCGAGCUGCUUCCAACACUUCUCUCGACGGCUAUGCUCGUCCCAGCAGCACAGCUUCUGCCCCAGUACCACUGCCCUCCACCACACCAACACCGAUGCCCCCUAACAACACUGGUGACACCACAGUAUCUGCUGAGAGGCUGUCCGAAUGGCUCGUAUCGCAUAAGUCAGUCCUAGUCAUCGAUGUGCGGGAACGAACCGAGUUUGACGAAGGCCACAUCUUUACCCGGGAUAUAGUUUGUAUCGAACCUACGGCUUUGCGGGAUAAUAUGUCUGCGGAUCAAUUAGAAGAUGCACUAUCGAUAUCCCCAGACAAGGAGCAGCUCAUGUUCAAAAAAAGGGAUCAGUACGACUUCGUAGUAUACCAUGACCAGUCUUCCUCUGCUCUUACCACAUACCAACGAGGCGCCGACAAGCAACUUCCUCAGCGAGCCCUCAAAGUACUAUUUCAAGCAAUUUAUGAGCUAGCUUACGAUAAGCGGCUAAAAAACCCACCCAAGCUGCUCGUCGGUGGUAUCCAUGCUUGGUCGGAAUUUAACGGUCCAACAUCACUCGUUCAAACAACCCAAUCUACCCAUAAGUCCACUCUGGUUCGAGCGGGCGCAAAAACCUCAACGACAUCCCAGUCCUCUAUUGCGGCGAGGAGAAAGGACAAGAAUAGAAUCACUUUGCUCGGCCAGGUAUUGCCGGAUGGGAAAAGAUCAGAGUUGAGCGAUGCCCAGCCUAUCAACCAGGAGGAGGAGGCUGAAUGGAUUGCACGGUUGCGGAGGGAAAACACAACCAUCAGCGUGAAACGGCCGACGGGGCUCGAUACUACCGACCCCAAGUCGCACAACAGAGCUGCUUCACUCGUUAGUAUGGACUUCGAGCGAUCCCCUGAUAUCGAGGAAUUUUUCCAACGUUUCCCUGCGCUGGGCCAAAACCAUAUGGACUUGCCCGCGCCCCCCGCUAAAGUGCCAUUAUCACCACCCAUUGAAGGCGCUAGCCAACAGGCGGCGGCAUACCCUGUACUCCCUCCGCUGGGAAGUGCCAAUAGGCCCAGCACCUCCCCAGCCCCCAGUAUACACGAAGAGCAGCAGAACCACAUGCCUCCUCCUACACGUGCACCGCCCCCACCCCCAAUCCCCUUAAAAGAGAGCCUUGACACCAACUUGGCGCGAAGAAAUACUAUCAUCGACCACGUCUUCCACGGCUUUACCGAUGUACAAAACCCUUCCUUCCACCCUGUCACUCCAUCCUCACCGUCCCGACCACCGCCAGCAGUUCCUAAAAAGAGCUACAGUGGUGUAUCAGAGCACCACCAACCCCAAGCUCCGGCCCUUGAUUCCAUCAGUGUCCCAUUCAUCACGCCAGCCGGACCAACUGGUUUUGGUACCACCGGUCUUAAGAAUCUCGGAAAUACAUGCUAUAUGAACUCUAUCAUUCAGUGCAUGUCCGGUACCGUUCCGUUAGCUAGAUACUUCCUGAGCGGCUUCUAUAAAGGCCAUCUCAAUCGCGAAAAUCGUCUGGGCUCACGCGGAAUCUUCGCCGAAGCGUUCGCAAACCUCAAUCGCAACCUCUGGGAGGAAACAUACGCCUUCGUAUCUCCCGUUACUAUCAAGGAUAUAUCAGGGCGUCUAAACUCCCAGUUCCGCGGUAAAGAUCAGCAGGACGCGCAAGAGUACCUCGAAUUCUUCCUAGAUUAUCUCCAUGAAGAUUUAAACGCCAAUGCGGGAAAGCCAAGGCUUCGAGAGCUUACAGAUGAUGAAGAGAAGAGGCGUGAAGAGCUACCAGUCCAACUCGCCUCGUAUUAUGAGUGGGAGCGAUAUGUCCACACCAACCUCAGUAUGAUUGUGAAGUGGUUCCAAGGACAAUUUCGUAGCCGGCUAAAGUGCCUGAAGUGUGGACACACCAGUACGACUUAUUCUCCAUUUAUGUACCUUUCGCUUCCUAUUCCUGCGAAGGCAGGACCAAACGGGUGUACGCUGAAAGAUUGCAUGGAUGAGUUUACGAAGGAAGAGAUUUUAGACGGCGAUGACGCAUGGCAUUGUCCUGUUUGUAAGAAACCACGAAAGGCUAGUAAGCAGCUCAGCAUCUCCAGGAUGCCGGUGGUGCUCAUCAUCCAUCUUAAAAGGUUUAGCAAUCACGGAAUGUGGAGGGAUAAAGUCAACACGCUUGUCAAUUUUGGAAAAUCCGUGGAUCUCACGAGAUAUGUACCACCACCGCUGGAUCCUAAGGAUGUACCGGGCGGUAUGGGGCUACCGAUGGGCUCCGAAGUUACUCCUCCGUUCUAUUAUAGCCUUUAUGCGGUCACAAACCAUUAUGGAAGCUUGACAAGCGGGCACUACACUGCUUUUGUGAGAGUUGGAGGGGGCACAGGAGGUAGGGAAGGGGGUGUUUGGCAUAGGUUCGACGACACGAAGGCGACAAAAAUGGAAACAGAUGAUGUUGUGAAUCGCAAUGCGUACAUAUUGUUCUGGGUUAGGAAUGGAGUUAUGUAA
Molecule: messenger RNA, 3576 nt
Organism: Orbilia oligospora ATCC 24927
Lineage: Eukaryota; Fungi; Ascomycota; Orbiliomycetes; Orbiliales; Orbiliaceae
Exons: 8
Coding region: 1-3576 (1191 amino acids)
Biological process (GO): protein deubiquitination
Molecular function (GO): cysteine-type deubiquitinase activity
Source: RefSeq, a predicted model, not a curated record